This is a messenger RNA of Dermacentor albipictus, 1674 nucleotides long. RefSeq lists its product as uncharacterized. Gene Ontology annotation, molecular function: transmembrane transporter activity. Lineage: Eukaryota; Metazoa; Arthropoda; Arachnida; Ixodida; Ixodidae. The record is from RefSeq and is a predicted model, not a curated record. Gene Ontology annotation, biological process: transmembrane transport. Gene Ontology annotation, cellular component: membrane.
AAGAAGUGGGAAGAAGGAACAGCGCUUUCAUCGCACUGCCUGCUUCAUCAUCCCGAUGACUAAGGAAAAACCUGCAAAGUCUCCGGCCCACCCCCUCCGAGGUGGGCGACAGUCGGUCGAGAUGUCGAGCGAGCAGCAGCCCGGCCAGAAAGCCAUCGAGGCGUUGCGCAACUGGCAGCCCUCGGUCCGCGGCGGCACGCCGGUCUCGGGUGACACGGUCACCGAGAUGACGACCACUGGACACCACGUGAUGUGCGCGCUUGUCGCCUGCCUGGGCUCGUGCGCAGCCGGCACAACGCUGGGCUACGCGUCGGCGGCCAUGCCUUCCAUCGAGAACGAGUCCUGGUACGACGUGCAUAACAACACGCAGGAGAGCCGCUGGUUCGCCGACCUCCUCCCGCUGGUCGCGGCGCCCGGAGCACUCACAGCCGGUUUCCUGCUGGAAAUGGUGGGCAACCGGCUGAUACUGCUGCUGUGCGCUUUCGGCCUACUGGGCAGCUGGCUGAGCCUGCUCUGUUCGUCCAGCACGACGGCAAUGUUCGUGGCGCGCUUCAUGGCUGGCGUCUUCCUGGGCGCUACCUCCAGCUCUGCCGGUGUCCACGUUGCCGAGAUCUGCCCCAGCGAACGCCGAGCUUUCUUCCUCGGCUUCGUCGAGGUGGCCAGGUACACGGGAAUGCUGCUGGCCUACGUGUUGGGCCAUUUGUUCACGUGGGAGAUCCAGGCCGGUCUGUGCAUGUUGCCGCCCCUGGUGCUCGUGUGCCUGCAGCGUUACGUCCUGGACAGCCCGCAGUGGCUCAUGCGUCACGGCAAGAGAACCGAAGCCCUGGCCGCGCUGUCCCGCCUCUAUGGCCUCGACAUCCCCAUCGAGUUCAGGAUACGAUCGGCCGAGGAUAUCGCCAAAGCCAAAUCCAGUGCCACAACCAGCAAGUGCGCAAGGUGUAUGGUUCUGGCGUUGCUUCUGCAGCUCCUGCCCGAACUGUCGGGCGUUCGGCUACUCCUCCAGCGCGGCGAUCAAGUGAUGCUUUCACUGAUGGCCGAGACGGAACCCUGGGACUCAGUAGGCGUGCUACUGGUCGCAGGCCACGUCGCGCUGUCCGGCAUUUUCGCCUCGCUCACCAGAGUAGCUGGACGACGACACCUUCUGCUCCUGUCCGCCGUCAUCACGGCUAUCUGCAUGAUCACACUCAGCCCACUCCAGCACCUCGUAUUCAGCCACUGGACGGUGGAGCAUCGGCCCCGGCUCACCAACUGGAACGGCAUCUACGCCGUGGGCAUCCUGCUGGCCAGCCACUCCCUCGGUCUGGGCCACGUGCCCGCGAUGCUCGCGUCGGAGCUCCUUCCGGCUCGCGUGCGCUGCAUCGGAGCGGCGAGCUCGUGGGCCGGCCGCUGGCUGCUCGCCUUCCUGCUGGCGCGUGAGGACGCCUGGCUGAGCGCGGUCGCGUCGAGCAGCAGCGGACUCGUGCCUGGCCUCGUCCUGGUGUUUGGAGCCGCGCUAGCAGCAAUGGCGACGCCCGAAACCGAGGGCCGCACACUUUUGGCCAUCGAGGGCGGCGUGUGACUACGGCUGGCCGGAUCAUUGUCGAACGUUUCCUUUGACUCCACACCGCAGUGCCGACCUUCCCGAUAUAGGUCACCUUAGAUUGGCGUUUUUUUUUAUUUUGAAAGCUAAACCAG